AAAUAAAUGUCAUAAUAAUUUUACCUACAGCACGUUUAUAGAAUUAAACGAGAAAAUCAAGGAAUAGUAAUUUAAAAUUUAAUAUUUAUUCAAGUAUUUAUUGUUGUGAAGUGUAAUUGUAUAUUUACUGGAUAUUAUUAUCUUAAUGAAAUUUGUUUAAAUAUAUUUAUUUAUUUCCCUGUUUUCUCAUUAGCAUAGGAUACGGUUAGUAAAUAAUAUAAUAUGACGUCUAGAAGAAAGGACUACAUAUUUGAACCAUUUAAGGUUACCGAAGUUAAAUAUCGAGGAUUCGAAAGCCCCAGGCCUCGUAGUGGCCAUAGGAUAGCUUGUGAUGAUAAUAACAUUUACUGUUUUGGUGGUUAUAAUCCUUCAUUACCACCACUUCCUGAUCGUUUAAGAGAAAACCCGACCUGGACGCCAACUCGACCCCUUUUUAAAGAGCUCUGGAGCUUUUCGAUAGCUAGUCGAAAAUGGAAGCAACACAUAGUGACUGAAAAUAUGCCAGAGGAACUGGCGUCAAAUGCAAUGUGUAUGAAUGGCAAAUACUUAAUGAUUUUUGGAGGAACAGGCGCUCCUUUUGGCAAUAAAUGCAAUAAUGACGUGAUUGUGUGGCGUACAAGCAAUGAAGAUACCAGGCUGCAUAUCUUAGAAGCUACUGGCAUUAGACCACCUGCACAGUAUGGCCAAGCAAUAUUGUGCCAUGAUGGGUGUUUUUAUACUAUUGGUGGCACCAAUGGUUUUGUCUAUAACUGUGAUAUAUAUAGGUUAGAUCUUCGAACACUAGAAUGGGAACUUGUGUACCUUGGUACAGGCCAGGAAGGUGAACCAUUAGGCAGGUACAGACAUGAAAUAGCCCAUGUUGGUAAUAAAUUGUACAUAAUUGGUGGAGGAACGGGAGAGCAGGCAUUUGAGCUAAUGGAAAUACCAAUGUUUGACUUUGAUACUAAAACAUGGACAAUUUUAACUCCAAAAGCAGAUGACAGUGCAAAAGAUACCAUUACACCUUUACCCAGAAAGUGCCACAGCCUUGUACAGAUAGAUACAGAACAUGGCACUCAGGUGUUUGUGGCGGGAGGUUCAGACGGACAGUCAGUGUUUGAAGAUAUUUGGAGGCUCAAUAUCUCUGAUAUGCAGUGGACUCUGAUGCAGAAAACAAUGUUACCACAUCCUCUGUACUUCCAUUCCUCGGCUGUUACAUCAACUGGUUGUAUGUAUGUCUUUGGAGGUAUUGAGCCAAAGGAGGAUGCUACUAGUAGGAAUAAUAUUAUGUACAAAGUGUGGUUAUGUUUGCCUAAAUUGAGUGAAAUUUGCUGGGAAGCAAUGUUGCAUUUUCAUCCAAACUUAGAUCAAGUAGACAGUAGGACAUUAUUGAAUAUUGGAAUUCCGAGCCACUUUGUACAGAGAUUACAAACUCAGUGAGGAUUAUAUUGCAGUUAGGUUUCUCUAUGUAAUAUUGUGUCCUACUUAUGUACUUGCCUAUUGAUGAAUGUUUUGUGCAACUAAUAAGUUGAUAAAUAUAAAUUAAUCACUAGUAACAUAAAA
Spodoptera frugiperda (fall armyworm) is the source of this 1542-nucleotide messenger RNA. It is a transcript of the gene slim, whose product is annotated as kelch domain-containing protein 10 homolog. Bases 223 to 1419 code for a protein of 398 amino acids. The transcript has 3 exons. The record is from RefSeq and is a predicted model, not a curated record. Gene Ontology annotation, biological process: positive regulation of stress-activated MAPK cascade. Gene Ontology annotation, molecular function: protein binding. NCBI's taxonomy places the organism in Eukaryota, Metazoa, Arthropoda, Insecta, Lepidoptera, Noctuidae.